AUGUAUCUAUCUCUCUACCUAUCUAUCUACAUACAUCUAUCUAUCUAUCUAUCUAUCUAUCUAUCUAUCUAUCUGACUGUCGCUAUACUUUUCUUUUCUAUCUUUAAAAUCUGCAAUAGUUCCUUUCACUUUUCUUUUUCUCUACAUUUUCUUAUAUUUCCCUCUCUUUCUUGCAUUUUUUUUCCUUUAUUCUUCACUUUCCUCUUUAACUAUAUAUUAUAUUUCUUUUUUCGUUCCGCUUUGCCCAUAUAUUUUUAUAUGUCAAUUUUCUUUGAGAACUUUUUCAUCGCUAGCUUUCCUUGUGUUUCUUUCUUUUUCUCUAUUUUUACGCUCUUUUCUUUUUGUUUAUGCUAUAUUAUAUUUCUUUAUUUCUUUUCUUUCUCUUUUUUUGCACUAUUUCGUCUUUGUCUAUAUUAUCAUGUUAUUCACUUUGCUUUUGCUCUUUCUUUUUUAAUUAUAUUAUUCUUUUUUUUAUUCUUUUUUCCUUUAUUACAUAUUCUUUUCUUUUUCUUCUUCUUUUUCUUCCUUUUUCUUUAUACUCUUUCUUUUCAGUCCAGAUUAUCUUAUAUUUCACUCUUUUUUGUUACCAUUUUUUCGCUUUUUUUUUUUUACUCUUUCUUCCUUGCUUACAUCUUAUAUAUUCCCUCUUUCUCUACAUUUCCUUCUUUUUUUUCUUUUCUUUUACUUUUUUUCUUUGUCUACAUAUUAUUAUGUUUCUCUUUUUCAUACAAUUUCAUCUUUUUGCAGUCUUUUAAUUUUUUUAAAUUUUUUUCUUUCUUUCACGGGUUAUUUUCUUCCUUUUUUCUUUUUAUGAUUCUUCUCCUCCUCCCUAAAAUCUUAUAUAUUUUCUUCUUUUUUCCUACAUUUUUCUCAUUUUGCAAUCUUUCUUUCUCCUCUUUUUUCUUCUUUCACGGGUUUUUCUUUUCCCUUUCUUUUCUAUGCUUCGUCUCCUUUCUUACAUCUAUCAGAGAACAUCUAUCUAUCUAUCUAUCUAUCUAUCUAUCUAUCUAUCACGACCAACGAGACGAAAGCUUGUAUUUGAUCAAAUCAUGCUGUGCUACCUGGCAGAAUAUGUCUGAUGUUGAAAAAUUAUUUCAUGAAGCCAGAAAUACCUCACUGACGACUGAUCUCUGA
Molecule: messenger RNA, 1134 nt
Organism: Acanthosepion pharaonis
Lineage: Eukaryota; Metazoa; Mollusca; Cephalopoda; Sepiida; Sepiidae
Source: the annotation of a GenBank genome assembly